Messenger RNA from Vigna angularis (adzuki bean), 3074 nucleotides. RefSeq names its product interactor of constitutive active ROPs 2, chloroplastic. NCBI's taxonomy places the organism in Eukaryota, Viridiplantae, Streptophyta, Magnoliopsida, Fabales, Fabaceae. The transcript has 5 exons. Bases 824 to 2692 code for a protein of 622 amino acids. The record is from RefSeq and is a predicted model, not a curated record.
CUCAUUUUGAUUUUAAAACGAUUUUUGUUUCUGUUUUAUUUCACGUGGGAUAAUUUGUUUUUCUGUUGUUUCGGAUCACUGAUUGGGUCUGAAGCUUCAUGUAGAUCUGGGUCUUAUCUCUCUUUUUCUGCAGGGAGUGCCGAAUGUUUGUAUCUUUCCUUCAUUUUUCAUUCUGUGAUUUAUCCUACUAAACAGUUUGGAAAAUGGGGAAUAAAAUCUGUUUCUAUUUUCAUGGGACCUGUGUUUAAUUUUCAAAGUCAAGCCCGGUUUCCAUGUUACAAAACAGAAAAUAGUUUUUUUUCCUUGAAACAUGAUAAAGGUUCGAGGUUAUAGUUGUCUGCUAGCCCACCCAAUCAUUGCUAGCUAUUAUUAUUCUGUUGACGACAUGAUGGGUUUCGAAAAAUCGGUUGCAUUUUAGUUUUAGUGCGGCAUUUUAUAGGAUGCUUAAAGGGGUUAACAUUGUAGUUUGUUGGUGGCCAAUGGUGGCUCAAGUGUAACGUGGCACUGUGGAGUAAAAGAGAGGAAAGGUCUAAAACAAAUUUGAAAAAGUUGGGAGAUGGGCUUCUUAGUUAUAUUUUUCUAAUUAUUUUGGUGCAGUGUUCAAGUUGUUUUAGAUUUGUUUUGUUUUGAACUUGGUAGGUGGUAGUGGAGUUAGUUUACUUGGAGUUUCUUUGAAGGGAUUAUGUGCGGUUUGUUUGUUGAGUUUUUUGUUGAAUGCUGAUCCCAGGUGGUCAUCUAAUAUUCCUAUUGCAGGAAGUGUGGGUCAGGGGCUUUGAAGGAGAGGUUCUUUAGUUUAACUUCAACUCACACCUGAUCUUAGAGUAUGCAGACACCAAAAGCAAGAGCUGGUUCUUCAGAAGUGCCAAGGAAAUGUCCAGCGUCUCCUCAGACUGCUCGGAAAAUGAAGACGCCAGGCUCUGACACUGACUCAGUCUCAUCAUCUCCAAAACCAGCUAGUAAGACACCAAAAAACAAAAGUCCAAAGGUCACAGAGCGCAAGUCACCACGAAGUCCAGUAUCCGAGAAGAAGAAACCGAGUAGGGUCCAAGAAUUGGAAUCUCAGCUUACUCAACUUGAAGAAGAUCUAAGGAGAACUAAGGACCAACUUAACUCCUCAGAGUCAUGGAAGAAGAGAGCUCAGCAGGAGGCUGAAGAAGCAAAGAAGCAGCUUCUGGCCAUGUCAAAAGAGCUUGACGAAUCCCAGCAACAGCUUCUGGAAUUAUCUGCUUCUGAAGAGGAACGGCUUCAAGAACUCCGCAAGAUUUCUCAAGAUCGAGACCGAGAAUGGCAAUCUGAACUAGAGGCUGUCCAGAAGCAGCACUCAAUGGAUUCAACUGCUCUGGUGUCUGCCAUGAAUGAAAUCCAGAAACUGAAAAUUCAACUUGAAAGAGUGCGUGAAUCUGAAGCUGUUCAUAUUAGCAAUGCUGAGUCAGAUAAUGCUGAGAUUGAAGACUUGAAGAUGGAGCUUGAUGAAGCCCUCACUCUAGUGGAAAAGCUGAAAAACGAGUUGAGUGAUUGCAAGGAAUCUGAAUCCCGGGCUUUGGAAGUAGUUGGCAAAACUCAAAUGCAAUUAGAAUCAGCAAACAAAACCGUGGAAACAGUCCAGUUAGAAGGUGUUAAAACAUUAGAAGCUUAUAAAUCCUUAGCUUUAGAGUUGGAACAAUCGAGAGUGCAAGUGAAAUCAUUGGAAGAACUUGUCAGCAAACUUCAGACUGAUUUGGUUGCUCCUGCAAAUAAAAAUACGUCAGAUCCAGUCAAUGAAGUAGAACACGAACUAGCACACAACAAUGCAGAGGAUAUAAGCCAGCUCAAAGCUGAGCUUGUUUCAGCCAAAUCUGAGGCAGCACAGUUAAAAUCUGCACUCGAUGUUUCUGAGAUACGGUACCAGGAAGAGUAUAUUCGGAGCACGUUGCAGAUUAGAAGUGCUUUUGAACAACUGGAGCAUGUAAAAUCAGAAUCUUCUCAGAGACAAAUUGCGCUAAAUGAGGAAUUGAAGAAAGCUAAAGCUGAUAUUGAAGAGUUAAGGGAAAGGCUGAUGGACAAGGAAUCUCAGUUGCAGGGUUUGUCUGUGGAUAAUGAGAUGCUCCUGUCAAGGAUUAAGCAAAGCCAGCCUAGUGAAACGGAAUCUGAAGCUGUGGUGGAGCUCAAAAAAUUGGAUGCUGAUGUGAUUGAGUUGAAGGGAAGAUUGUUGGAGAGAGAGACGGAAGUGCAAAAUGUAACUGAGGAAAACAAUGCAUUGAAGAUGGAAGUAAAGAGGGUGGAAUUGGAGAAGAGUAAAAUCCCUGAAGAGGUUGUUGCUUCUGCUGAAGCAGCAAGGGCUGCAGAGCGUGAGGCUUUGAUGAAACUUGACCACAUAACUGAAGAAGCUGAUAAGAGUAACAAAAGAGUAACACAGGUAACUGAGCAGUUAGAUGCUGCGCAGGCUGCAAAUUCUGAGUUAGAAGCUGAACUUAGGAGGUUGAAAGUUCAGUCAGAGCAGUGGAGAAAAGCUGCUGAAGCAGCUGCUGCUAUGAUUUCUGCUGGGAACAAUGGAAAGUUUGUGGAGAGAACUGGCUCACUUGACAGUAGCUACAAUACUAUUAGUGCCAAGAUGAGUUCUCCUUAUUCAGAAGACACAGACGAUGAUUCCCCCAAGAAGAAAAAUACCAACAUGCUGAAGAAGAUUGGAGUAUUGUGGAAGAAGAAUCAUUAAUGUAUAUGCUGGUAUUCUGUGGUAUGUUCACCAUUAAGCAAUCCUUGGGGGACAUUUUCCGUAAGAUAUAGUGACACUAUUUUGAGGUUAACAAGUUUUGGAGUAAUAUUUUGAAGUUGCUAUUAAGUUGCUGAAAUUUAGAGGCUCCAAUUACUUGCUGCUUGCUAUGGCUUUGUAAUUGUGCAGUGAGUGUUCAUAAUAUAGACCAGGUCUUACGUGUACUUGUUCUUUCUACCAAUUUUCAUGUUAUCACAUUCCUAGACCUAGUAAGUAUUAGUGUAACAAACCCUACUCUAGGGUGAAAGUUGUUUCGAUCUUGUUAUCUGAUACCUGUUAUUUCAAUAUUGUUGGUGGCAUCUUGCAACAAAGUAUUCAUUCAUCA